CUGCCUAGUUUGGUGCUCCCGUGUACAUGGCUAUUCUGUGUGCAUAUGUGUGUGUACAAACACGCAUGCAUGCCUGGAUGGACAUACGUAUGCAGAGGUUAUUUUUUAAGGACAAUUCUUUCAAUAAGGUCUUUACCCCUUACUUAAAACAGGUGUUCAUGAAAAAAAUGCACAAAAUCCCGACUGGCCGGAAUAAUUCAUGAAGAAAGGGCUGGAUUCGUGGGUCAGAGAACACAGGACCAGGUUGCCAUUCCAAGGCCGAAGGCCCCUCCAGCACAGUCCUCGGAGCGCUAGGAGUCUCUGACACCCUCCCCCCAUGAUGUUGCAGCUGCUGUCUGCCAGGAUUUGAGAUAUAAACUCAGCAAUUCUUGGAGUAAUUCAUGGAAAAGCCUCAAAAGACACUGGCCAGGAAAGCUCUGUCCUUCAGAGGGAGGAGCUGUGCAUGAGAGGAGGCAGCUUCAACAGGAGUGGACAUGAACACUGGUUUCCAGAGGGAAGAGCGUCUGAGUUUUGGCCACCGGAAGUGGUGCCUUCAGCACAGAAGAGCGUGAUUUCUCCUCUGAGGCCAUUGAUCUCCAACGCAGGACCACGGAGAAGACUAGGCUGGGACCAAGCCGGCCCUGGAAACAGCGUAAUAUCUCUUGGGCAAGGACCAGGGAUGACUGGGCCAUGGACACAGAGGUCCUCAACUUUCAGCCUUUCGCAUAGCACACAGGGGACUCGUGGAGGCCACUUGCCACUGCCAACCGAAACAGUACAAUGGCAAUACUGACAUCCUCUAUGACAUUUACACGGCAGACAUCCCAGCAGGAAAUGCUGGUGUGCAUUCUGUCUGCACAGUAGUGGGCCGUGCCUCACCAAUAUGAAUAGCUCAAGCUCUGACGACCUGCUCUGAGUCUACUUGCAGCCAGUGACACUUGCAAAAAACUCCCAAAGCCGUCUUGGCCUUGGCUUCCACAGUUCCUGACCAAUGUGGCCAAAGCUGGACACAUCCCUGGGACGCGAGGAUCAUUUGUAGAUGCAGCCUUCCCCAAAGCUCCCUGAGUAGCAUCUGAAGUCUCUGCAAAGGUCAUGGAUCCUGAACAAAGUGUCAAGGGCAUCAAGAAGGCAGAGGGAAGUCCCCGGAAGCGGCUGACCAAAGGCGAGGCCAUUCAGACCAGUGUUUCUUCCAACGUCCCCUACCCAGGCAGUGGCACAGCUGCCACCCAGGAGAGUGCCCCCCAAGAGCUCCUAGCCUCACAGCCUUUCCCAGGCCCCUCAUCAGUUCUUAGGGAAGGCUCUCAGGAGAAAACAGGCCAGCAGCAGAAGCCCCCCAAGAGGCCUCCCAUUGAAGCCUCCGUCCACAUCUCGCAGCUUCCACAGCACCCUCUGACACCAGCAUUCAUGUCACCUGGCAAACCUGAGCAUCUCCUGGAGGGAUCCACGUGGCAGCUGGUUGACCCCAUGAGACCUGGACCCUCAGCCUCCUUUGUGGCCCCUGGGCUCCACCCACAGAGCCAGCUCCUCCCUUCCCACACCUCCAUCCUUCCUCCUGAGGACAUGCCUGGCAUUCCCAAGGUCUUUAUGCCCCGCCCCUCGCAAGUCUCCCUAAAGCCUACAGAAGAGACACACAAGAAGGAACGGAAACCCCAGAAGCCGGGCAAGUACAUCUGCCAGUAUUGCAGCCGGCCCUGUGCCAAGCCCAGUGUGCUCCAGAAGCACAUCCGCUCCCACACUGGCGAGAGGCCCUACCCCUGUGGCCCCUGUGGCUUCUCCUUCAAGACCAAGAGCAACCUCUACAAGCACAGGAAGUCCCAUGCCCACCGUAUCAAAGCUGGCCUGGCCUCAGGAGUGGGCAGUGAGAUGUAUCCCCCAGGGCUAGAAAUGGAGAGGAUCCCUGGGGAGGAGUUUGAGGAGCCCACUGAGGGAGAAAGCACAGACUCUGAAGAGGAAACCAGCUCCACAUCCGGUCCCGCUGCAGAGCUCUCUCCAAGACCUAAACACCCCCUUCUUUCCAGUGGUUUGUACAGUUCGGGGAGCCACAGCUCCAGCCACGAACAGUGUUCCCUGUCCCAGUCCAGCGCAGCGCCCUCACUUGAGGACCCCACUCCAUUUGCAGAACCCUCGUCUGAGCAUCCUCUGAGCCAUAAACCCGAAGACACCCACACCAUUAAGCAGAAGCUGGCCCUCCGUCUAAGUGAACGAAAGAAGGUGAUCGAUGAGCAGGCAUUUCUGAGCCCAGGCAGCAAAGGCAGCACUGAGUCUGGGUAUUUCUCACGCUCUGAGAGCGCUGAGCAGCAAGUCAGCCCCCCGAACACCAACGCUAAGUCCUACGCAGAGAUCAUCUUUGGCAAGUGCGGGCGGAUCGGGCAGCGGACCACCAUGCUGACGGCCACCUCCACCCAGCCGCUCCUGCCCCUGACAACUGAAGACAAGCCCAGCCUGGUGCCUUUGUCUGUGCCCCGGACACAGGUGAUCGAGCACAUCACAAAGCUCAUCACCAUCAAUGAGGCUGUGGUGGACACCAGCGAAAUUGACAGUGUGAAGCCAAGGAGGAGCUCCCUGACCAGGCGCAGCAGCAUGGAGUCCCCCAAAUCCAGCCUCUACCGGGAGCCCUUGUCAUCCCAUGGUGAGAAGACGAAGCCAGAACAAUCACUGCUGAGUCUCCAGCAUCCCCCCAGCACCACCCCCCCUGUGCCUCUCCUCAGAAGCCACUCAAUGCCUUCUGCCCCCUGCACCAUCAGCACCCCACACCACACCUUCCGCGGUAGCUACUCUUUCGAUGACCACAUCACUGACUCCGAGGCCCCCAGCCGCAGCAGUCCAGUGUUUACCUCCCACCCCCGGAUGCUGAAGCGCCAGCCAGCCAUCGAACUGCCUUUGGGAGGCGAGUACAGUGCCGAGGAACCUGGACCAAGUAGUAAAGAUACAGCCCCCAAACCCUCCGAUGAGGCAGAGUCCAAGGAAAGCGAGCUCACCAAAAAGACCAAGAAAGGGCUGAAAACAAAAGGGGCGAUCUAUGAAUGUACCAUCUGUGGUGCUCGGUACAAGAAAAGGGAUAAUUAUGAAGCCCAUAAAAAGUACUACUGCUCAGAGCUCCAGAUCGCAAAGCCCCUCUCUGCAGGUGCCCAGGCAACUCCUGAAGCUGAUAAGAGCCAGGCGGAGCAGGAACCAUGGUCCCACAUGAUGCAUUACAAACUGGGGACCACCCUGGAGCUCACUCCACUGAGGAAAAGAAGGAAAGAGAAGAGCCUGGGGGAUGAGGAGGAGCCACCUGCUUUUGAGUCAACAAAAAGUCAGUUUGGCAGCCCCGGGCCAUCUGACGCUGCUCGGAACCUUCUCCUGGAAUCCAAGUCACCAGCAGAACCAGGUAAAUCAGUGCCCUCCCUGGAGGGACCCACAGGUUUCCAGCCAAGGACUCCCAAGCCAGGACCUGGGGCAGAGUCAGGACAGGAGAAGAGAACAACAUCCAAGGAAAUCUCUGUCAUCCAGCACACCAGCUCCUUUGAGAAACCUGACCCACCCGAGCGGCCUGGUGGCCUGGAAGGCGAAGACCAGACUCUGGCCCAGUUUUCACCUGCACCGCCUGCCCCGCAAGGACGCUCAGCUCACUCCCUGCAGCCCAGGUUGGUCCGCCAGCCCAACAUCCAGGUCCCUGAGAUCCUGGUGACCGAGGAGCCUGAUCGUCCUGACACGGAGCCUGAGCCACCCCCGAAGGAACCAGAGAAGACAGAGGAGUUCCAGUGGCCUCAACGCAGCCAGACACUUGCCCAACUCCCUGCUGAGAAGCUGCCACCCAAGAAGAAGAGGCUGCGCCUGGCAGAGAUGGCCCAGUCCUCAGGGGAGUCCAGCUUUGAGUCAUCCAUGCCUCUGUCUCGUAGCCCCAGCCAGGAAAGCAGUGUCUCUCUAAGUGGGUCCAGCCGCUCAGCCUCAUUCGACAGGGAUGAGCAUGGAAAAGUGGAGGCCAUUGGGCCCUCAUCAGACAUGCGCUCCAAACCCUUGGGCACCCACAUGCUGACUGUCCCCAGCCAUCAUCCACAUGCUCGGGAGAUGCGGAGGUCAGCCUCAGAGCAGAGCCCCAACAUUUCCCAUUCAGCCUACAUGACUGAGACACGCAGCAAAUCCUUUGACUAUGGCAGCUUGUCUCUGGCAGGCCCUUCUGUCCCAGCCCCAGCAGCACCCCCAGCCCCAGUGGCCCUGCCAGAGAGAAGAAAAUGCUUUUUGGUGAGACAGGCCUCUCUGAGCAGGCCACCAGAAUCCGAGCCAGAGGGAAGACAGGACACUGAGGAACUACAGCCCUCAUCCAGCAGAACUUCCACCAAAAGCUUGUUGCCCAGGAUCUCUUCAGCAGCCACCUUGCACAGUGGGCACGCAGGAGGCAAGAGCCAGGUGCAAGACAGGCCCCCACUGGGGUCCACUCCGCCCUACACGGAAGCUCUGCAAGUGCUCCACCACCCUGUCACCCAGCUGCCACUGCAGGACAAGCCGUAUCUGCCCCCACCUGUUUCUCUCUUCUCUUUCCAGCACCUCUUGCAGCAUGAGCCAGGACAAUCUUCAGAGUUCUUCUCUACACAGUCCAUGUGUGGGCUCCUCUCCUCCCCAUACUCUAUGCCCCCGCUCCCUCCCUCCUUAUUCCAGGCCCCACCACUUCCUCUCCAACCCACUGUUCUGCACCCAGGCCAGCUUCCUCUUCCCCAGCUGCUGCCUCACCCCGCCAACAUCCCCUUCCGACAGCCCCCUUCCUUUCUCCCUGUGCCAUACCCUGCCUCUUCAGCACUCUCCUCUGGCUUCUUCUUGCCGAUACAAUCCCAAUUUGCACUGCAGCUCCCUAGUGAUGUGGAAAGCCAUCUGCCCCCAGUCAAAACCAGCUUGGCCCCACUGGCAACAGGAUCUCCUGGCCCCUCCUGCAGUAUAGGGCACAGCACCAACAUACAGCUGUCCCCCACAGCUCCUCCAGCCAGCUCCUCGGCACCAACCUCAGCCCCUCUGCUGGCUCUGCCUGCAUGUCCAGACACAGUGGAGUCCCUAGUUGUUCCAGUCCGCAUUCAGACCAAUAUGCCAUCCUAUGGCAGCGCAAUGUACACCACCCUUUCUCAGAUCUUGGUCACACAAUCCCAAGGCAGUUCGUCCAGUGCAUCUCUUCCCAAGGGUGAGGAGCCCCCAGCUAAGGGGUUGACUGUGUGUGGAGCAGAUAUGUAUGAAUCUGGGCCUGGACCAUCUGGAUUAAGUGAAGAGCAAAGCAGAGGCUUCCAGACUCCAUACCUGAGAGUGCCUAUGACAUUGCCUGAAAGGAAAGGUAUGUCCCUGUCAUCAGAGAUUGUCUCAAGCCUAGAGGGAAGCUCAUCGACAGCAGGGGGAAGCAAGCGAGUCCUUUCACCAGCUGGCAGCCUUGAACUUACCAUGGAAACCCAACAGCAGAAAAGGGUAAAGGAAGAAGAGGCCUCUAAGGCAGAUGACAAACUUGAACUGGUGAAACCUUGCAGUGUAGUGCUGACCAGCAUGGAGGAUGGGAAGAGGACAGAGAAAUCCCACCUGGGAACCCAGGGCCAAGGCAGGAGGGACCCAGAAACACUGUCCAGCCAGUCCUCAGAUCAAACUGACCCAAAGGAGAUUCCUUCCCUCCCUCAACCCACGUUGCCCCAUGGGACAUCCCCAGGUGCAGAAGCUUCAAAGGAAUAUGCUCAGUCAUCUGGCAAACCUCACCGAAGAGGGGUCCCCCUACUGAGUGUGAAAAAAGAAGACUCCAAGGAACAACUGGACCUCCCUCCUCUGGCACCUCCAAGCUCUCUGCCUCUGUCCCCCAGACCAACCAAGUUACAAGAAGGUACGGACUCAAAGAAGGUACUGCAGUUCCCCAGCCUUCACACGACCACUAAUGUCAGUUGGUGCUAUUUAAACUACAUUAAGCCAAAUCACAUCCAGCAUGCAGAUAGGAGGUCCUCUGUUUACGCUGGUUGGUGCAUAAGUUUGUACAACCCCAACCUUCCAGGGGUUUCCACUAAAGCUGCUUUGUCCCUCCUGAGGUCUAAGCAGAAGGUGAGCAAAGAGACAUACACCAUGGCUACAUCUCCACAUCCUGAGACAGGAAGGCUUGUGCCAUCGAGUUCCCGUAAGCCCCGCAUGACAGAGGUGCACCUCCCGUCACUGGUUCUCCCAGAAGGCCAGAAAGAGGGUGCUAGCGUGGAGAAGGAAGAAGAGAAGCAAGGGAAGCCAGAGGAAGAUGCUCCCGCCUCCAAGAGAGUGGAGCCGGCGAGGAUCAAAAUCUUCGAAGGAGGGUACAAAUCAAACGAAGAGUAUGUAUAUGUGCGAGGCCGCGGCCGAGGGAAAUAUGUUUGUGAGGAGUGUGGAAUUCGCUGCAAGAAGCCCAGCAUGCUGAAGAAACACAUCCGCACCCACACUGACGUCCGGCCCUAUGUGUGCAAGCACUGUCACUUUGCUUUUAAAACCAAAGGGAAUCUGACUAAGCACAUGAAGUCGAAAGCCCACAGCAAAAAGUGCCAAGAGACAGGGGUGCUGGAGGAGCUGGAAGCCGAGGAAGGAACCAGUGACGACCUGUUCCAGGACUCUGAAGGGCGAGAGGGCUCCGAGGCUGUGGAGGAGCACCAGUUUUCAGACCUGGAGGACACGGACUCAGACUCAGAUGUGGAUGAAGAUGAGGAUGAGGACGAGGAGGACAGCCAAGAUGAGCUGUCGCGGCCAUCCUCGGAGGCACCCCCGCCCGGCCCACUGGCUGCGCUGCAGACAGAUCCCUCACCUGUUCAGAGCCCUCAGCCCCCAGAUGCCACCUCUGACCAUGAGGCCGCAAGAGGCCACACAGCCUCAGAAGCUGAGCACUUGACAGCUGGCAGCUGCUCCAUGUCCACUGAGAACAUCCUGGGCCUUCCCCAACUGAGACUGGCCCCUUUGGGCCCUGUGGAGAAGGACACAGUUUCAGCCCUGAGCUCCAUGGCUGUGUCCCCUAGAAGACCAUGGUCUCCAAGCAAAGAAGGAGGAGGCUGCCCACCACUCAUCCACAAACACUCAAUAACCAAAAAUGACUUGUCUCCCCAGCGAUGUUCCCCCGCCCGAGAACCACAGGCCUCAGUCGCAAGCACACCUGGCCCCCAGAUGGGCCCAGGAAGGGAUGUAGGCCCUCCUCCUUGUGGGUCUCCAAGACUUGAGCUGUCUCCUCCCACUUCCCACCCCCUUGGAAGAGAACUACCCCCUCGGGGGCAUCUACCCACCAAACUUGACACCACAGACCCAAGCCCCUCCAAACACUCACCUACCAAGAGAUGGUCUCUAUGUCAGGCCGGGUCACCGCCGUGGUCAGUGCUACCAGGGAAGUGGGCCCUGGCUGGGCCAGGCAGCACCUCUGCAGGCGAGCAUGGCCCAGGCUUGGGACCAGCUCCACAGGUUCUCUUCUCAUCUGCGCCUCUACCUCACAAGCUUCUCAGCAGAAGCCCUGAGCCCUGCACCUCCAUGUGGAAAGCUGAGCCCCGAAGUCCGUCCUGCUCACCUGGCCCCGCGCAUCCUUGCUCCUCCCGACCCUUCUCUACCCUUUCCGACUUCCACGGCCACGUCCCGGGCCGGACGGAGGAGAACAUCUUCAGCCACCUGCCUCUGCACUCUCAGCACCUGGCCCGAAGCCCGUGCCCCAUGAUUCCCAUCGGUGGGAUCCAGAUGGUGCAGGCCCGACCUGGGGCCCACCCUACCCUGCUGCCAGGGCCUUGUGCAGCCUGGGUCAGUGGCUUCUCAGGGGGUGGCAGCGACCUGACAGGGGCCAGAGAGGCCCAGGAGCGAGGCCGCUGGAGUCCCACUGAAAGCUCAUCAGCCUCUGUGUCCCCUGUGGCUAAGGUCUCCAAGUUCACGCUGUCCUCGGAGCUGGAGGGCAGGGACUACCCCAAGGAGAGGGAAAGGACAGGCGGAGGCCUGGGCAGACCUCCCGACUGGGAGCCCGCAGAGCCUGCUCCCUCACGUGGCCCCUGCUUUCCGAGGCCACCCCAUGGCCACCAGGCCACUCAGUCCUGGAGUCCCCACCUGGAGUCCUCGCACGCACUGGCCAACACUGAGGCCUCUGCCACCCCUGCACGGGACCGCAGCAGCUCCAUGGGCUGCCUGACCGAGGCUUGUGUUCACUUUCCAGCCCGGAGGAGGAACCUGUCAGGGGAACCCAGGACAAAGCAGGGCUCCCCUGAGCCCGCAGGUAGUGGGGAGCCCAGGCACCUCCACCCCAGCCCAAGGACAGGGACUCCGUGAGCACUUAGCUGCUCUCCAGCUGACUCAGCAUCUGGCUUCCAGUGUUCAGCAACAGACGUUUCCAGCCAGCCUCCUCGAGUCACCUUGCUCCCAGGGCCCUCUCUCGUUGUCCACCUGCCCGUGCAGCUCUGCUCAGCCCCAUCUGUUCUAGCUUCCCAUGUAUGCAGUUCCUGUGCCUUUUUCUAUACCUUUUGUUGCUUGAAAAGAGAAGAAAUAAUCACACACAUACAUAACAACAAAACCUGCGAAGAGCUUGAGGCUGUGAAUAGUUUGUGCUUUGAGGGAAAGGCUGUAAAAUAAGGGCCUCCUAACCUCCACCAGGCAGGCAGUUGGCAGCUAUGCCAGCCCCAAGGCCAGUCAGUUGUUUGCUGUGGAAAAGAAGACACACUGAAGGAAAAGAACAUCAGAAAUUAAAAAAAGAAGAAAGAAAG
Molecule: messenger RNA, 8648 nt
Organism: Octodon degus (degu)
Lineage: Eukaryota; Metazoa; Chordata; Mammalia; Rodentia; Octodontidae
Gene: Hivep3
Product: human immunodeficiency virus type I enhancer binding protein 3
Exons: 9
Coding region: 1072-8217 (2381 amino acids)
Biological process (GO): regulation of transcription by RNA polymerase II
Cellular component (GO): nucleus
Molecular function (GO): DNA-binding transcription factor activity, RNA polymerase II-specific; RNA polymerase II cis-regulatory region sequence-specific DNA binding
Source: RefSeq, a predicted model, not a curated record